Messenger RNA from Anopheles maculipalpis, 525 nucleotides. RefSeq lists its product as uncharacterized. NCBI's taxonomy places the organism in Eukaryota, Metazoa, Arthropoda, Insecta, Diptera, Culicidae. The transcript is spliced from 4 exons. The record is from RefSeq and is a predicted model, not a curated record. Bases 1 to 525 code for a protein of 174 amino acids.
AUGAUCCAGGGAAUGCAAAGCGAACGGCGUCGCGCGUACUUUUUUUGUGCUUUUUUGUGUCUCGCAUCUCUCACCACACGUGGAAUGUUGCUGAAAGUUGACCGAAAGUCUUUGGCGAUGGUGCUAGUUUUGGUGGCGACUGGAGCUUCACUACCAUCGGUACCUAGACCGAAACAGGAGCUGGAUGUUGAGCACGGCCUUAGCGCCGAAAGAGCUGCCGUAACAACGGUGGGGAAAUGCUUGGAAACGUCGGCGCUGAUAUACGUGGAGACGGUGAUCGUUAUGAAGGACGACUCGAGUCGCGUUCGUGGAACAAUAGAGAUAUCCAUCGGAAAACCCAUCAUUAUCGAUUGUGUACGUAUUGUCGCAAAAGCCGAACAUGAACGGAUGGCAUUGAAGGGGCACAAGCUUUUGGGCCCGAAUACAAUUGAGCUAAGCAUCGCCGAGGAGCAACCUGCGCAGUCAAAUGCGCUCGAGUACUCAGUGUACGUCUACGCGACGAUUGCGUCAAAAGGGCAGUCAUAA